Messenger RNA from Glycine soja, 1584 nucleotides. RefSeq names its product lysM domain-containing GPI-anchored protein 3-like. The transcript has 5 exons. NCBI's taxonomy places the organism in Eukaryota, Viridiplantae, Streptophyta, Magnoliopsida, Fabales, Fabaceae. Bases 100 to 1290 code for a protein of 396 amino acids. The record is from RefSeq and is a predicted model, not a curated record.
UGGAAGGAGUAGUGAUCUAAAAUUAUAUAUCUUAUAUUUCUUCUUUCCUGGCUAGUUGUGCAUUAAUCAAUCCAAACCAGAAAAGAGUUAGGUUCCAAAAUGAGAAACUAUAUGCAGUUUCUUAAUCCUCAGAUCUUGUGCUUCCUAUUUUUCAGUGCUCUAUUAUUAUGUCUAGUUGAAACAAAGUCCACCAUUGAACCAUGCAAUUCCUCAAACUCGUGCCCCUCUCUUCUCUCUUAUCUCUUGCCAUGGGACUCCAAGCUCUCCGAAAUCGCCACUCGCUUCAAUGUAAACUUUUUUGAUAUCUUGGCCUCAAACUCUCUCUUCCCCAUAACACCAUCAAGUGCACACCAAAUCCUUAGUGCCAAAUCACAAGUGAAAAUACCAAUCUCAUGUUCUUGUGUGGAUGGCAUCCGAAGGUCCAUGUCAACCAUUUACACUGUUCAUGCAGCUGAUACACUUGCUUCCAUAUCAGAAGGCUAUGGUGGAUUGGUUAGUGCUGAACAAAUCAAGAUUGUGAACGCCAUCAAUGCCACCAACCCUUUGACAUAUAGAGGCACCCUUGUUAUUCCACUGCCAUGCACGUGUUUUGACAAUGUGAAUAAUGGGGGAAAUGCUAUUUAUAUGUCAUAUGUGGUGCAGAGAAGGGAGAGCCUGGGGAGCAUAGCAACCAAGUUUGGUACAACUGUUUCGGACUUGGAAACUGUAAAUGGCUUUGGGGAAGCUACGGUAGAUCCAGGAGACAUUCUAUCUAUUCCCAUUGCAGCAUGUUCAUCAGCAACCUUGAAUUGGUACGAUGAGAGUAUGAUAGUCCCAAAUGGCUCAUAUACAUUAACUGCCACCAACUGCAUCAAAUGCACUUGUGAACCAACGGAUAUCACGUUGCAAUGUGUUCCUUCUGGACUAGACGUCCCCUGCUAUAAUUUACGUUGCAAAGGAUCCAAUCUUAUUAUUGGUGAUCAAUGUGUGGAUCUUUCACAAACAGCUUGCAAUGUGAGCCAAUGUGUUUACCGUGGCCAUAGGGGUGGCAAAAUUCUGAGUAGUAUGAAGAAAUCUUCUUACCUCGAGUGCCCGGAUAGUUUGUGUCAUAGCGGACCAUCAUGUUGGCCUUCCUCAUCACCAUAUCCUGAAGACCCAUUUGGUAUGUCUCCAAAGCCAUCCCCCUCCUUGCCACUACCAGUUUCUAAGGCUGCUCUGAGGACUCUUGCCUCCAGUGGAAGGCUUGGUCCAUUUUUAUUCAAUGUGCUGCAAUUAUUCUUGUUAAAAUUUAUCAUUUAUUUUCUGAUUUGAAUAAGCAUAUCUAGUCGAUAAUAACCCAUAUCUUUUAUUCAAUUCUACCUUAACCCUUCUUCCCUCAAAGAAAAGAAAGAUUUCAAUUUGGUGCUUUUUGGUGUACAAAGCCAUUGUUUUUUUUUUUUCUCUAUUGUAAACUUUGUUGCUUUGGUUGUUUAGUUUGUUGCUAUUUACAUGCUUUGCUUAUAGUGGAAUUUCUUUAUUGGUCUUGUGGACCUGUAGUUUAUAAGGGUUUGCAUGUAAAAAUAUUGAAAUUUCUUGUUGUAAACCGUGUUAUUUAUUUUUCUAUUA